GCAGCACCCUCCUCCCCCAUGAAAAACAACAACAAUCUUGAUAGCAUUAGCAACGUUAGCAAUGGGACCCUGAACCUCUACCACACGUUUGGCCGCAACACAUUACAUUUAUCAGCCCGGCUGCUUCAGUUUGACCCCGGAGAUUGAUAACUCGAUGGUGCCGGGCUCAUGAACUUGGCCAGUCAGAGCGGGGAUGCUGGCGGUAGCCAGCUCCUCUUCGCCAAUUUCAACCAGGACAAUACGUCCUUAGCUGUUGGCACAAAAUCAGGAUACAAGUUUUUCUCUCUGUCGUCUGUGGACAAAUUGGAGCAGAUAUACGAAUGUAACACGGAGGAUGUGUGUAUUGUGGAGCGUCUGUUCUCCAGCAGUCUGGUGGCCAUCGUCAGCCUGAAGGCUCCGAGGAAGCUCAAAGUAUGUCACUUCAAGAAGGGAACCGAAAUCUGCAACUACUCUUACUCCAACACGAUACUGGCUGUUAAACUCAACAGACAGAGGCUGAUAGUUUGUCUGGAGGAGUCACUUUACAUUCACAAUAUUCGAGACAUGAAAGUGCUGCAUACAAUCCGAGAGACUCCACCCAAUCCUUCAGGGUUGUGUGCCCUGUCCAUUAGCAAUGACAACUGCUACCUGGCAUAUCCUGGCAGUGCCAUGAUUGGAGAAGUCCAAGUGUUUGAUACAGUCAACCUGCGAGCCGCGAACAUGAUUCCAGCCCACGACAGCCCAUUAGCAGCUCUUGCUUUUGAUGCCAGUGGAACUAAACUAGCCACAGCUUCAGAGAAGGGCACAGUCAUCCGCGUUUUCUCCAUCCCAGAAGGACAGAAGCUCUUUGAGUUUCGACGAGGAGUGAAGAGGUGUGUGAGCAUUUGCUCCCUGGCCUUCAGCAUGGAGGGCUUGUAUCUGUCAGCCUCCAGUAACACAGAAACAGUUCACAUCUUUAAACUUGAAACACAGAAGGAGAAGUAUGUGCCAGCAGAGGAGCCCACCACAUGGGGAGGGUAUCUGGGCAAAGUGCUGAUGGCGUCCACCACAUACCUGCCCUCCCAGGUUACAGAGAUGUUCACACAGGGGCGAGCCUUUGCUACAGUACGCCUGCCCUUCUGUGGGCAUAAGAACAUCUGCGCUUUAGCAAUGAUUCAGAAGAUUCCCAGAUUGUUAGUUGCAGCAGCUGAUGGCUACUUGUAUCUCUACAACUUGGACCCACAAGAAGGAGGAGAAUGCACACUCAUGAAGCAGCACAGGUUAGACGGCAGUGCAGAACCACCCAAUGAGAUCUUGGAGCAAGGGUCACAUGAUCGCCCGCUUGUGGCCCAAACCUACAGUGCGGCUGUUACUAAAGGUUACUGCGAAGAGCAAGGCGCGGUGGGAGGGGCGGGGCUUGAAGAAGACCUCAGCAACUUGCGCCUGGAGGAGGAGAACGAGCAGCCGCCGCUCAUCCUGGAAACUGACUGACCAAGCGGGGAUCAGAGAGGGAAGGUGUGUUUUUUGUUUUUUUGAACACACCACAGCCUCUCUGUUGUGAUCCGUGCUGUUAGUCACAUAAAUACACACACCUCCAUUUUGGACCUUCCUCCCCUCUUUCCUGUGCUCCUUCCUUGAUUUAAAAACUGACGCUUUGCAUGUUCGUGUGCCAACCGCUGAAACAAAAAGGGUGUGUGUGUGUUGGACUUUGGAUCAAAGUAGAAAUGUAGCGCACACGCACGCACGCACACACACACACAGAGUGUAAAAAGAUUGUGUAAGUGCCUCUUUGACCUAUUGUGGUUUCAUGUUUGAAACCGCUCCGCAUUGGCUUCAUAAAAUCUAUUUUCAUUUGCUUUUAAUGGAGGGAGAACUCUCGCUUUGCUCGCUUACAAAAUGAACGCUUUUAACGUGAGGCAGAGUUAUUUUACGUUAUUUGUUUGACCUCAUCAAGCCCCGCCCGCCCCAGGUGAUCAUUGGUCACCAGUCGAUGUUCCACUCUACGCUGUGUCACGCUUAAAAGCGAAGCCGUGGUACUUUAUACACUGAAGACGUUGACAUGAGCAUUGUUCUAUCACGUAGGAUCAGCUUAGAACCGCAGCGAUCUCGUCUGUACAUUUGUUACUAUGGCAACUAGGUAUGGUUCUCCACUAUAUUCAAUCCGCCGGUCAUCGAUGAUAAGUUUGGGAUUCCUUUUUGGGGACUUGAAGCCACUUAGCAAGGAUCAGCAGGGGGAGUGUCGGGCGUUUUCUAAUGAUUUUGUAUAAAAAUGUGAAACAUUCAUUUGAGACUACAUGGAAAAUAAAGUUAAUUGUUGAUGUAUGAAUGACAUAACUGGUAUUUGUUC
Messenger RNA from Entelurus aequoreus (snake pipefish), 2305 nucleotides. It is a transcript of the gene wipi2, whose product is annotated as WD repeat domain, phosphoinositide interacting 2. Bases 169 to 1449 code for a protein of 426 amino acids. Lineage: Eukaryota; Metazoa; Chordata; Actinopteri; Syngnathiformes; Syngnathidae. The transcript has 12 exons. Gene Ontology annotation, cellular component: extrinsic component of membrane; cytosol; phagophore assembly site membrane. Gene Ontology annotation, molecular function: phosphatidylinositol-3-phosphate binding; phosphatidylinositol-3,5-bisphosphate binding; protein binding. The record is from RefSeq and is a predicted model, not a curated record. Gene Ontology annotation, biological process: protein lipidation; protein localization to phagophore assembly site; nucleophagy.